This is a messenger RNA of Trifolium pratense (red clover), 1131 nucleotides long. Its product is annotated as vacuolar iron transporter homolog 1-like. Gene Ontology annotation, molecular function: iron ion transmembrane transporter activity; manganese ion transmembrane transporter activity. NCBI's taxonomy places the organism in Eukaryota, Viridiplantae, Streptophyta, Magnoliopsida, Fabales, Fabaceae. Bases 111 to 752 code for a protein of 213 amino acids. The transcript has a single exon. Gene Ontology annotation, biological process: intracellular manganese ion homeostasis. The record is from RefSeq and is a predicted model, not a curated record. Gene Ontology annotation, cellular component: membrane.
UCACCACACACCCUCUUCUCCUUAAUCAUAAUCAUAAUCAUUUUCUAAUCAUCUUUUUUUUUUUCUAAUCAUCUUUUCCUUAUAGUUAGCUUACUCUUUGAUCAACUCUCAUGGCAUCACUCAACCAAGCCAAAUUUGACCUUGAACAACAACAAUCAACAAUAACAAAUCUCGAAGUCGAAUCAAAAGAUUUCGACUACUCGAAAAGAUCACAAUGGCUAAGAGCAGCCGUUUUAGGAGCUAACGACGGAUUAGUCUCUACAGCUUCGUUAAUGAUGGGAGUCGGCGCAGUCAAGCAAGACAUCAAAGCGAUGAUCUUGACCGGUUUUGCCGGUUUGGUAGCCGGUGCUUGUAGCAUGGCGAUCGGAGAAUUUGUCUCGGUUUAUUCGCAAUUAGACAUUGAAGUUGCUCAAAUGAAAAGAGAGAAAGAAAGAGGAAGACAAAUUGAUGAUGAUGAUGAAGAGAAGGAAAGUUUGCCUAAUCCAUUACAAGCUGCAGCUGCAUCAGCUUUAGCUUUUUCUAUUGGUGCAAUGGUGCCAUUGCUUGCAGCUUUUUUUAUAAGAGAUUAUAAGGUGAGACUUGGUGUUGUUGUAGCUGCAGUAAGUGUUGCUUUGGUUGUUUUUGGUUGGUUUGGGGCUGUGUUGGGUAAGGCUCCAAUUUUUAGGUCUGUUUUGAGGGUUUUGGUUGGUGGUUGGGUGGCUAUGUCCAUCACUUUUGGGCUUACUAAGUUGAUCGGCUCAAGUGGACUUUAGUUUUUUAGAGCUACUUUUAUAUCAGGUGAUUUCUUAAAAACUACACUCUGAUUAAAAGUACACUUUCGAACAAGAAAGAAACACAAUUUUUGUCUGGGUUUAUCCAUCCAGAGAAUAAAAAAUGUGUGUUUUUCGAAUUUAUCCAUCCAAAAAACAUGUAAGGGGUCGGAAAAGAAAUUUCCUAGUUUUUUUAUUUGUAAAGUGUGUUUUGCAAAUAUAUGUAGCAUGUUAUUUAUGGUUUAUAAGUUGAAGAAAUUAGUUUUGGUAAUUAUUAUUGAAAGAGGCUAUAAGGUGUUUAGCCUCUUUGUAAUUUGUAUACAUGGAUGGUAUUAUUUCAUCUAUGUUAAUUGAUAAAAGCUUGAAGUUUUUCACUUGGUAA